UGAACGAACCAAUGAUAUUUCCGGGUUUGUGAGAAGAGAAUUCUAUCAAUCGCCUCAGACAACCAAUCACUAAGCGUAUCUGCAGAAGUGGGCGUGGCCUUAAAUAGCCUCUGCUAGCUAAUGCUAGAAGAAAAUCGAUCCAGGGAAUUUUUACAAAACGAAACCAGAUCGAUUGAUCAAAACAGGGAGAGGGCGUUACAACUGCUGCAGGAGGUUUACCUGCAAACCUUCAAGACUCCCCAAUGGCUACCGACAUGCCCAUGGACACAGUGCCGGCUCCUCACUCUGCCCCGGCCUCACCCCCGGACUCCACCCCAGCCUCAAAUCCUGUUCUGAGCCCCAGUACAGCCCAAGACCAGAUUCCGACCCAGGAGCCAGCAAUAGCUGAAACUCCCGACACAACGGUGACCCAGGAACACAAUGCUGUUCCAGAUCUCACUCAGGCUCAGCCUACAGACCCUGAUGCGUCACUAGGCCUUACUUCAGGUUCUGAGCCACCUCCAGCCUCUCAGCUGCCGCCACCACCAGCCAGCGCUCAGAACCCCAGUUGCAAGAUAAUGACCUUCCGGCCCACCAUGGAGGAGUUCAAAGACUUUGCCAAAUACAUUGUCUACAUGGAGAGUCAAGGAGCUCAUCGUGCUGGCCUGGCUAAGGUGAUACCCCCAGAAGGCUGGAAGCCCCGCAAGUCCUAUGACAGCAUUGAGGACAUGGUGAUUCCAGCACCCAUCAUGCAGGUGGUGACCGGUCAGUCGGGUCUGUUCACCCAGUACAACAUCCAGAAGAAGUCCAUGACUGUGGGCGAGUACCGCAAGUUGGCCAACAGCAAAAAGUACUGCACACCGCGCCACAAAGACUUUGAUGACCUAGAGAGGAAGUACUGGAAAAACCUGACAUUUGUGUCACCCAUCUAUGGUGCUGAUGUCAGUGGAUCCAUUUAUGACGAGGACAUUCAGGAGUGGAACAUUGGCCAUCUCAACACGCUGCUGGAUAUGGUGGAGCAGGAGUGCGGCAUCGUCAUAGAGGGUGUUAACACUCCCUACAUGUACUUUGGCAUGUGGAAGACCACAUUUGCCUGGCACACCGAGGACAUGGACCUCUACAGCAUCAACUACCUUCACUUUGGGCAGCCAAAGUCUUGGUACGCCGUCCCACCUGAGCAUGGAAAGAGGCUGGAGAGGCUGGCACAAGGCUUCUUCCCUGGCAGUUCCCAAGGCUGUGACGCCUUCCUUCGCCACAAGAUGACGCUGAUAUCGCCAUCCAUCCUGAAGAAAUAUGGCAUUCCCUUUGAUAGGAUAACUCAAAAUGAAGGGGAGUUCAUGAUCACCUUUCCCUAUGGCUACCAUGCCGGCUUUAACCAUGGCUUCAACUGUGCUGAAUCCACAAACUUUGCCACCUUGCGCUGGGUGGACUAUGGAAAAAUGGCUACCCAGUGUACCUGCCGUAAGGACAUGGUGAAGAUCUCCAUGGAUGUGUUUGUGCGCCGCCUGCAGCCGGAUCGCUAUGACUUGUGGAAGCAGGGCAAAGACAUCACAGUGUUGGACCACCUUAAGUCCACUGAGCUCAGCAGCCCUGAACUGGAGUCUUGGAGGCAGCAUCGUGUCACUUUCCGAGCCAACCUCCUGCGAAGGGCCAUGCAAAAGAUGAAGCAGGUCCGUCGUCUAAAGCUGGAAGAGGUGAAGGUGCUGGCAGAGGAGGGCAUCCAGCUGGAUGCUGCUGACUACCAGCGUCAGGUUGAGGAGCGCGAGGCCCAGCGGAGGCAGGAGAGGGAGGAGCGUCUAGCCAAAGAAGCUAUGAUGACCCUGGAGGCCAUGGAGCGUGAGGAGAAGGAGGCUGCUGCUAAAGCCGCAGAGACUUCGACUGCAGAGGCAGCAAAAGAACCCGAGGCCAAACCGCAGAACGUCACAGAGGACAUUGAGAAAAAGAAGCAGAAAAAGCAGAAAAAGAUGUCAAAUACUGAGAGCUCCAGCACUGGGUUCCAGGAAGCAUUUGAGCAGUUUGCUACAACUGGAAACAAUAAUUCAAAGAUUACCGUGGGUGCGAGUGACAUCCCAGCAGACAACAAGCUGGAUGUGAGUGCCACCCAAGCAUGCUACUCCAAGAUGAAGAUGCCAACAGAGGUCAAAAAGAGUCGCCGUCACCCCCUUAGCAAGCCGCCCACACGGUCCCCUCUGUCCAUCGUCAAGCAAGACCCUACAAUAGACAAAGAGCUGUCCUCCCCCAUGCCACUGGACAGUGACAUGAAGAAACAGGAGCACCUAUGGCAGAAUCGCUCACCCAACUUCCUGGCAGAGAAGGCCUUCAAUGCUGCUGUGGCAGUACUCCAACCACACUGUGCUAUCUGCUCACUCUUCUGUCCAUACACAAAGCCACACAAAGAAAUCUUCAGUGACUCUCUUCCCCGUCAUGGCAGUCUAACUCGUCCUCUGGUCCCAGAGAUGUGCUUCAGCGUUGGGGCAGGCAACACUGAGCCUCCACCCACCAACUAUCACAUCGGAGAGGAUGGGACUAGUCUUCUGCUUCGCUGUACUUCUUGCCACAUGCAGGUUCAUGCCAGUUGUUAUGGUGUGAAGCCAGACUCUGUCGGUGAGUCGUGGACGUGCUCCAGGUGUGCAGCAGGUGCCUGGACAGUGGAGUGUUGUCUCUGUAACUUGAGGGGAGGAGCUUUGAAAACUACCACAGACAACCGGUGGGUCCACGUCAUCUGUGCCAUCGCUGUGGCUGAAGCUCGCUUUGUUAACGCCAUCGAGAGAGAGCCAGUGGACGUCAGUGCUGUUCCAGAAACACGCAAGAAUCUGAAGUGCGUGUUCUGCCACGGCAAGAACGCCAACCAGAACCGCGGCGCCUGCAUCCAGUGCUCAUACGAGAACUGCGCCACCUCUUUCCAUGUCACCUGCGCCCAAAUUGCCGGAGUAGUCAUGACGCCAGCCGACUGGCCCUAUGUGGUAUCCGUCACCUGCCACAGGCAUAAAAGGGUUACUCCAAAGCCUCGGACAGCACCUAAAAGCAUCCAGGGUCCGAACCUGGGUCAGAGGGUGAUUGGUCGCAAUAGUGACGGCUGGUACUACCACUGCACCAUCAUCGGCAUAGCAACGCAGACGUUCUACGAGGUCAACUUUGAAGACGGCUCAUACUGUGACAAUCUGCACCCAGAAAACAUACUAAGUCAUGACUGCUUGCGGAGUGGUCCUCCUGAGGUGGGGGAGUUGAUUGUGGUCAGCACACCCGAGGGUCAAGUCCUCAAUGCUUCUUUUGUCAAAGAGCACAUCCACAAAUUCUACCAGGUUGAGUUUCAGGGCCAGAGUCAGCUGAUACUAAAACACUCAGAGAUCCAUCAGCUGGACCAGGAGCUACCCAAGAGGGUCCGAGCCCGUCUUGCCAUACCUGUACCCCAGGAAGAAGUUUCCUCAGCAGAUGAGGCCCAAGCAGCCAAACGUCGCCGCCUUCCCUCCGGCUCCGCCCUGCCCGCUGAUACCCCAAUGGAGACGACAGAUCAACCCACCUCCCUAGUGAGCACGCCCCGAGUAGCAGCACCAGCAGCAGAACAUCACAGUAUUAAUGCACUGCCGAGCUCACAGCCUCUGUCCCAGCUCAGCGACACCCCCACCCCAGCCAGCGGUGUUCAGAUGGACGCUCAGACCUCAAUGGACACGAGCGCCGCUCUGUCCAACGCUCAAACAGAGUCAGACCUGGCUUCAGACCCCACGCUGACUCUGCACUCAACCCCUUUUCAGUCGACGUUGAACUCUGACCCCCUCCUGUCCGCCUCGUCCCCUCAGCCACCUCUGCAGCACAUGUCCGAAAGCUACACGCCGAGCAGCGGCUACGUUUCCUAUAUGGAGACCCUCCUCCAUUCACAUUUCCCUCAAUACGAUGGCCAUGGACACCUGUAUUAAAAACCAACUCCACUAUGUUGUUACUCAGCCACUGGAGGCUGAGCCAAUAGGAAGUAAGCUAAUGGAGGCGGAUUCUACUGAGUGCUGUAUUAAUGGACAAAAACAUUUCCCACACCGGCUCUGAGAGCUCAAGGCGGGAGUAUGAAAACACACGGACACACAGGCACUCUUUUAAUGCAUGUUACUUUUCUAUUUUUGAGUUAAUGUAUUUGCAGUGGUGCUUUAGCCUGCUCUGAAGCAGCAGCUAAGGAGGACAAGGCUUUUUUAAUUUAAUAAUAUUAUUAUUUGUUUUUUUGUUUUUUGUUUUUUUAGCUUUUUCAGAUUUUGGUCAGCUGCUGUGCUUUUCGCCUCCAUCAUGAUAUAAAAACACGUCUCUGGGUGGUAUCAACUCCAUACCUCGUUGCAUUAAUUCUACAACAGCACACUCACAUUUUUUUGUACAAGAAGCUAAUUACUAAGACAGCCUCUCAGCAGUGAGGCCCUGGUGGACUUCACUACUUUUCUCUCUCUCUCUCUCUCUUUUUUUUUGGAAUCAAAUAACCAGCAACAAAAUAUCUAUUUUUCAAUCCAGCUUUGAAACUGUUUGGUGGAACUAAACUGGUCAAUUACAGACACAUUUUCAACUCGGUGUUGCAAGAGGAAAAUGGGG
This is a messenger RNA of Scomber scombrus (Atlantic mackerel), 4542 nucleotides long. RefSeq names its product lysine (K)-specific demethylase 4B (gene kdm4b). Bases 243 to 3893 code for a protein of 1216 amino acids. Lineage: Eukaryota; Metazoa; Chordata; Actinopteri; Scombriformes; Scombridae. Gene Ontology annotation, cellular component: nucleus. Gene Ontology annotation, biological process: chromatin remodeling. The transcript has 22 exons. Gene Ontology annotation, molecular function: histone H3K9 demethylase activity. The record is from RefSeq and is a predicted model, not a curated record.